Molecule: messenger RNA, 2406 nt
Organism: Vitrella brassicaformis
Lineage: Eukaryota; Vitrellaceae
Source: the annotation of a GenBank genome assembly
CGGAUUGGCGCCCUGUUUGGAUUGCUGGGCAGGCGCUUUCCUGUUCUUGUCAAGCAGCGGUGCCGUCGGCAUAGCGGUUGCUCUCGACGGCCUGACUUGUCGGGAUGUCAGGCAACGAAAGCAUGGUUGAGAGGCUGAGGCGGCGGAACCAAGCUAGCAACCAAGGCGGCAACGUCAGCCUGAGGGACCGGCAGGGCGCUCGGGAGGAGCGCAACGCCAUCGUGAUUGAGGACUCAUCAGAUGAGGAGAGCGGCAGUGCUGCGAUGGCCGGCAGCAGCAAGCGGCGGAGGAUGGACAGCAGCCGCCCUGCCAGUGCGAGGAAGAUAUGUGUCAUCUGCCAGGAUGACUUGAAUGAACAACAUGAGCUGUGCUUGCAGCUGGGGUGCGGCUGCACACAUCACUGGGAAUGGUGAGGAAAGAGAACGAACGCAGACACAGGAGGAGGGAACAUUCACGUCUGUCUGUCUGUCUGUCUAUCGGUCGGUCGGUUUGUGUUAUGUUUUUCCGUCAGUCUGAGCAACUACUUGAAGUUUGAGAUGAAGGAGCAAAAGGUGCCCUUCACGUGCCCGACCGUCAAGGGGGACGGUCCUACUUCUUCCUCUUCUUCUUCUGCUGCCGCUGCCGCUUCUGGUGGUGGUAGUGGUGGUGGGAUCGUGCGGUGCAAGCAGAUGCAGGCCAGCGAGGUGCAGAUAAUGCUCGAGGAGGUAACGAAGCACGUCAUGACACACACGAAGAACCUGCCACGCACGGAAUGGUUCUCUGUCUGUUCCGUCAGGCUGAUUUCAUUCGCUACUCGGAGCUGCUCAUCGAGAGGCUGCAGGGGACUCAAGUAUGCAGUAAGUGGACACACAGAACACAUGGCAGGCGAAAAACGCUUGUGCGAGUGAGUGCGUCAUUCUCUCUCUGUCUGUCUGUCUGUCUGUCGGUUCUCCUUACUUCAGCUGGUCCCGACUGCGGCUAUCGUGCGUUCCUCGGCGACGACGCGAGACUGCGGGAGGAGGGAGUGGGCUUCCCAUGCCCUAAAUGCGAACAGAUGUAGGCUACGCAGAAAGACAGACUGCAUGACCCACCUCACCACGCACCGAAUGUGUUUAUGUCGUUAUGUGAUGGUGGGCAUUUGUGUGUGCAGGUGUCUGGUGUGCGGUCUGAAGGUCCACAAGGGCAUGACGUGUGUGCAGGCCAAGGCCACCCAGGACACCAACUCGUCGGAUCGCAAGAACGAACAGGCAUUCAAAGACUACCAAAACGUGAGCCACUAGAGCAGCCGAUGCAGCCGAUGCAUCCACACACAACAGCCGGCUCUAAUCUCGUUUGUUGUGUGUGGUUUGGGAUUUGGUGUGUGCAGGAGAACAGGACGCGCAAGUGUCCUGACUGCGGCGCGGUGAUAGAGAAGGUGGAGGGCUGCGACAAGAUGCGGUGUCGGUGUGGUGCCAAGUUCUGCUACCAGUGCGGCGCGCGCAAUGCCACCUGUGGAUGCACAUCCAAGUUCCACGGCUUCUUCGACACCGAAUCGGUACACAGCGAACAAACCCAUCCCAGCACCCAUCCUCCACUCCACCUGUCAUACGCUCCCUGUGUAGGUCCGUAACAACUGGGCCAACUGGCCCCCCACGCGGAGCACCAACAUGCCCCGUGGCGGUGGCGGCGGUCCCGACAUGGCCAACUUGGCCGCCCUCCUGCAGCAGCAGCUCAACGACCUGCCCAACAUCGCCAGAGCCAACAUGCCCCCUUACUUCCAACCCUACUUCCCCAACGCAUUCGGCGGCCCCGCUGCAGGUGCAAAUGGCGCCGGCGGUCCACACGGGGGUGCUCACCCACACCACUCCUCUGCGGCGGCGGCGGCGGGGGCUGCUGCCGCUGCUCGUGCCCAUGCCAAUGCCGGUGGGCGCUCGUCGUCAGCUCGCGGAGGUGGAGAGCCCAGCAUGUUCGAUGAGAUGUUUGCGGCGUUGGUUGGUGCGGCCGGGCCGCCUCGUGGACCGGCAGGGCGGCAGCGGGGGCAGGGUGCCAGGGGCUACUUGGGGUAGGGGCAUUGGACGGUUGCUUGCUGGGUCAUGUCAUCAUCAGGGAGUUUUGCCUGCCUUUUUGUGUUGUGCUGUUUGGAGGGCCCGGCAAGAUGUGGUGGAUGGAUGGAUGUGAGCCCUUGUCUAUGUAUUGAUACAUUUGUUCCAUUUUGCAGGCAAUUCGCAGACAUGAACAGCCCAGCCCGGCCACACGCUGAGUUGCUUUUUCGCCGCACGAUGGCGUCAAGUGUUCGCUGUGUUAUAUAUAUGCGUAUCUAUCUGUAUCUACUACACGUGUGCUGCCGUGUGCUUCCAUGUGCGUGCAUUUUGCACAUGACCGUCUCGAGUCGGUGACGUGACGCCAUUCAUCAGCGUGAUGGCAAUAUUUGGAAUGCGCGUGUGCGGG